This is a messenger RNA of Scleropages formosus (Asian bonytongue), 1224 nucleotides long. RefSeq names its product PAXX non-homologous end joining factor (gene paxx). Gene Ontology annotation, molecular function: molecular adaptor activity. Gene Ontology annotation, cellular component: nonhomologous end joining complex; nucleus; site of double-strand break. The record is from RefSeq and is a predicted model, not a curated record. Bases 359 to 940 code for a protein of 193 amino acids. NCBI's taxonomy places the organism in Eukaryota, Metazoa, Chordata, Actinopteri, Osteoglossiformes, Osteoglossidae. Gene Ontology annotation, biological process: double-strand break repair via nonhomologous end joining. The transcript is spliced from 7 exons.
UGUUGCGUGUAGUGCGAGUUCUUUUCCUACUGCUGUAGCUUGGUCUUUCGAAGUAUGAGUUUGUAAAAAACGACGUGUGCUUUCUACAAGGAUACAGGACGGAUUAAUGGUUGUAAACGAGUUAUUGAAAAAAAAAAUCGAAGGCAGCUGAUGACGUUUUAUAAGCUUAAGCCGUUUAUUUAACUUAGUUUUAAUUAAUCCCGUGGAAUUCAGUCUGCAGUCGACGAGUCGUGUUUCUCACAAUUUAUUUUUACUUGUAGUAAGUAUAGGUUAUUUCCACAGCUGCUCUUCGUCGGUGUCUUUUCAUGUGAAAACGUGUAACUUAGGCAUUUUGUCUCGUUUCUUGAUUUACCAACCGAUGGAUCAUAACACAAAGUCAAAAUACUGCACGAUUGUCAAUAAAGCUGACAAGACAAAAUAUCUGUGUUUUUUACACACAAAAGAAGGGCUGCUAAAUGUUGGCUUAACCAACGCUUCAGAUGUUUGGAGUACAGACUUCACAGGGGAGACACUGGCCCAGCAUAUGAAGGAGUUUCGCCUGAAGUCACUUGAAGGUUAUUUUUCAAAAAUUAGAUAUGCGUGUGGAAAUGACAGUGCUUCUGUGCUGCUGGAAGACAGCGGUGUGGUUCUCCGUGUGGGAUCCGCACCAGGGACUCUGACCCUGGCUCUUCCCAGGCUCGGUGACCCCGAGGGCAGGGAGGUGCUCAGAGACCUGCUCUUCAAGAUGGCUGACAGUCUGAGUCACCUGGACAGCACAGCAUCCGUCAGUCCUGCGAAGAGCCAGCAAAGGGGGUAUGCAGAGUUUGAGCCCAGGAGACAACAUACUGGACCUGCUGUUACGGCCAGAAAGCGUGCGCCUGGGGAUUCCCUCAUCAACCCAGGAAUGAGAAGAAAGAGGGCUGCAACUGGAGUCUCGUUUGAUGACAGUGAUGACCUCUGAGCAUCGAAAUGAAGAAGAAAACAGAUGUUGACUUCAACACUUGUUAGUCCCAACUAGUGGGAGUGAAGGAUCAGGCUUCGGUCAGAUUUAGUUGCAUGUCUUCAUGUGACUGUACAACACUCGGCGUGAAUUUAUCAAACCACUAUAUGAAAGCAUUUAUAUGUAUGCUUUUAAACAACUUCUCUAACAUGAAUAGCUGAAAAUGACAUGGAAACUGUAUAUUUUAUUUAUUUUAAUAAUGUGCUGAAUUUUUUUUUUUUUUUAAAUAUACUGAAUCUGGGAGC